Bubalus bubalis (water buffalo) is the source of this 2710-nucleotide messenger RNA. RefSeq names its product family with sequence similarity 241 member A (gene FAM241A). Gene Ontology annotation, cellular component: intracellular membrane-bounded organelle. The coding region runs from base 174 to 587 and encodes 137 amino acids. Lineage: Eukaryota; Metazoa; Chordata; Mammalia; Artiodactyla; Bovidae. The record is from RefSeq and is a predicted model, not a curated record. The transcript has 2 exons.
GCCCGUGACUCGAGGGGCCGAGCCUGGCCGGUACUUGUGGCGCCCCAGCCGGCGGGGCGCGCUCUGGAGGCGCCUGUCAGUGGCAAGCGCGGACUAUCCUACGGCGGCCCUCGGGCAUUCGGUCGCUGCCUCCGGCUUGGGGGCCGUCCCGGGCGGCAGAAGUUGGCGGCGGGAUGUGCUCGGCCGGGCAGCUGCUAGGCGGCGGCGGCGGCGGAGGCAGCAGCGGGGAGCGCGACGAAGACCGAGACGCGCUGGCGGAGCGAACGGCGGCGGGGACAGAGCAGGAGUCCGGGGCCAGCCCGCGGCGGCGCGGGCGGCGGCCGCUGGAGGAGCGGGAGCAGGAUAUUGAAGAAUCACAAAACCACACUGGCGAGCCUGUGGGAGAUGACUACAAAAAGAUGGGAACACUUUUUGGUGAACUGAACAAAAGCCUACUCAACAUGGGCUUCACAAGGAUGUAUUUUGGAGAACAAAUCGUAGAACCAGUAAUAGUCAUUUUCUUUUGGGUUAUGCUGUGGUUCCUUGGCCUACCAGCCUUCGGACUAGUUGCUCUUCUUUGCCUUGUCAUUAUUUAUGUGCAGCAGUAAAAUAUGGCCAAAUGAACAUUUGGUUUGACAUUUGGUAGCCAGAUAUGUAAUUAGUGAAGUUAUAUAUUUCACUACAUAAAGGCUGAAAAGUUUGCCUUGUUUCAAAUUGUGUGUUGUUGUUUUGCAAUUAAAUUUGUAAGUUGAUGUUGUUUAAAAUUAAAUUCAACUUGAUUUUAAGAGGGUUGAAUAUAUAUAGUAGCUUAUUCAUAACUCUUGUUUAACUACUGUGAUCUGUGCCCACUUUUAAAUACUCCUAUUCCCAUGCCAGACCUUAAAUAACACCUAAAAGUGAGCAGGGAAAAUAGGAUACAAAAUUCAAAUCAGACAAUAUAGAUCUUGUAAAAGCUCUAAUAAAACAUUUUAGAAGAAAAAGGGUGAAACAGGGAGUGAAAAAUUUUAACUGGAGAAUUGCUCGUAACCCAACCAAAUAAAUCCAUAUUUUCUGGGAAAUAACUUGAAUUUCCAUUGUCCCUGCUCAGCCAAAACUAAUGUAAAUGACAGCUUCUAUACACUACCUUAAUAUUUUGAAAAUCAGUAAAGCUAGCACAUUUUCUAAAGAUUGUAAAGAAAUAUAUUUAUUAUAACUGGGAAAACUUCCCAAGUUAAAUAUAACUUUUUUAUAAUGUAAUACUUGGGCUUGGAAUUACUUCAGUAUAUCAUUUGGAGUUUUAGACAAUUUUGGUGCUAAUUAGUUUUUGUGAAUUUUUAAAGGCUCAUAAGCCAGGUCCAUAGUUGACUGUACCCCAUAGUAAUGAAUAUUUUCCUUGUAUUUUUUCCUAGAUAAACAUUUUCAGUGUAUUUUUUUUAGAAAUUUACAUUUUUAUAAUUCUUUUAUAGCAAUUAGUCUAAGAUUUUAAAAAUCUAUUUCCUAUCUUGACAUGGAUUUUCCCCUCAAAGUUGAUUUGUAUUAUGGCUGAAAUUCUUUAUUAUUCCUUUUUUUAAAAGAAAAAGCUCAUUUUCUUUAAUAUCUGUAUUAGACAUUACAGUAUUACAAUAUAAAACCAAAUGCUUAAAUUUGGAACUCAACAGCCAAUUGUAUCAUAUUCCUCUAAUGCUAAAGUCAAGUCAGUAAUUGGCCAGGCAUGUUAUUAAUGUGUCUUAAUUCAACACUUUGGGGUUUUAUAUUGAAAAAUAGCAUUUCUUUAAACAUAUUUAGAAAAUUAAAAAUGGCUUACUGAUAUUUUGGAUUUUGUUAAAAAAAAAUCUAAAAUCUUUAUACUUUGGUCUAAAAAAACUGUCUAUGUAGACAAAAGGUAGGUAGUUGAGAUAAUUAUCUAGAAAGUUAAAUAGAGGAAGAUGGGGCAAUGGGUUAUUUUUAUCUUUGGCAGGGCAAUAACUAAAGUGUGUAAAAUGUUUACUAUUCUACUUUAUAAAGUUUUUACCCAGUCCUGUUUCUAAAAUUUAUUCUGUAUGUCCUCAGCAUCUUCCAUACUGAAGCAGAAAAAUGAUGAAAAUGUUCAAUUUAGAUUUCUAAAAUUAGAUUAUCCUGAACAACAGUACCAAUCAGAGGGCACUAAAAAAUAUUAUUUGUUUGUGUAAAUACAGAUCUUUUAAAGUUUGACUUUGAAAAAAGACUUUGUACUAUAUCAUUGUGUUUUUACUGGGUUUGCAAUAUUUUUAAUAGUAACCUUUAUGAACCUGGCAUAAGAGCAAGUUAUUUGACAUUAUUCGUGUCCAGUAGAGUUGCGAGGUUUUUAAUAGAAGUCAUGAGAUUUUGUAUAUCUGCUUUCAAUAUUUAAAAGUGUAUUCCUUUGUAAUACUACUAGAAUUUUUAAUUUCCUUUUGGAAUGUAAAAAAAGAAAUAGUAUGCAUAAUAGCAGCUCUGGUUCUACCAGAGCUAAUAUUGAAAAUAUUUUUAAAAGUAAUUUUUAAUUGUCAAAUAUUAUACAUCUGUACACUGCUGUUAAUAGGAUGUAUAUUAAAUUCUAUAAAGAAAUGAGAUAUUUUGAUGCUAUCCUUUCUGCAUAUAUUAUUAGAAGAGCAUACCAACAAAUCAUUUGCUUUAAUAGGGAAAAAACAAACUUUGCUCAUUUGAUGGAAAUAAAAUAUUUUCUUUUAUGAAAGGUAUUAGAAUGCAAAUUAUACUGAUAUCUUGAAAUAAAAAGAAACUGGUCAUUUCUUUG